Messenger RNA from Hippoglossus stenolepis (Pacific halibut), 2781 nucleotides. RefSeq names its product cathepsin A-like. The transcript has 11 exons. Gene Ontology annotation, molecular function: serine-type carboxypeptidase activity. The coding region runs from base 206 to 1597 and encodes 463 amino acids. NCBI's taxonomy places the organism in Eukaryota, Metazoa, Chordata, Actinopteri, Pleuronectiformes, Pleuronectidae. The record is from RefSeq and is a predicted model, not a curated record. Gene Ontology annotation, biological process: proteolysis.
UGUGUGCGCGCGCGGACUGUAUAUAACGCAGUGCGGACUCAGACGCUGGUCACGUGACCCUCAGCAGCAAUCAUAUGACCUGCACGCGGAGCUGUGGAGCAGGACAGAGGAGGAAGUUGAGUCUCUGGUUUUGAAACCGUCUUCUCUCGUGAACACACUCGGGCUGUUUCCGUCUCCGUCGUCAGCGGCUGUGUUCGGCUCGCUGAUGUUGUCCUGCGGGCUGCUGCUGUGUUUGCUCGCCGUGCUGCAGCUCGGCUCCUGGGCUCAGUACGCCCCGGACGAGGUGACACAACUGCCGGGUAUGAUGUUCAAGCCCAACUACCGGCAGUGGUCCGGGUACCUGCGAGUAGGACCGGGGAGGUUUUUCCAUUACUGGUUCGUGACCUCUCAGAGGGACCCGCUCAACGACCCUCUGGUGCUCUGGCUGAAUGGAGGCCCAGGCUGCAGCUCGCUGGAUGGAUUGCUGUCAGAGAAUGGACCGUUCCAUGUGAACGAUAACGGGGCCACACUGUAUGAGAACAAAUUCAGCUGGAACAAGAUCGCCAACGUGCUGUAUCUGGAAUCUCCAGCAGGGGUGGGAUACUCCUACUCUGAUGACCACAACUACACAACCAAUGACAACCAGGUUGCUGCUGACAACUAUGCAGCGCUGCAGGGUUUCUUUACCAAGUUCCCAAAUUUCACUCGAAAUGACUUCUUCAUCUUUGGAGAAAGUUACGGUGGAGUCUAUGCCCCAACCCUCAGCCUGCUCGUGGCUACAGGACCUGCCCGGAUCAACUUCAAGGGCUUCGCAGUGGGAAACGGAAUCAGCAGCUUUGCUCUCAAUGACCAAACUUUGAUCUACUUUGGUUACUACCACGGCCUCUUUGGAGACGAUUUGUGGCGGGAUCUGAACAAAAACUGCUGUGAGAAGGGGACUUGUAACUUUCACAACUCCACAUUGGAAUCCUGCAAGGAGCUGGUGAUGGAGGCCUUCGAUAUCGUGUAUAACAGUGGACUGAAUGAAUACGCCCUCUACUUGGACUGUGAGGGUCCCAAUAGAUUCCACAGAGGCUAUGAGAGGAGCAUGAUUCAUCUGUUUAGGAACUACAGGAAACCUCUGCAGAGACACAAGUUUUCAGACAGAGUGACUUCCUCCGUGUCCCUGGGUGAAGUUCCUCCCUGCAUAAAUAGCACAGCACAGAUGAACUGGCUGAACAGGGGCGACGUGAAGAAGGCUCUACACAUUCCUGAUGUACUGCCACCAUGGGACAUCUGCAGUGAUGAUGUUGGAGAGAAUUACACCAACCAGUACCCAACAAUGAAGGAGGUGUAUCUGAAGCUGGUGUCUCUGGGCCUGCGGGCGCUCGUCUACAACGGAGACACUGACAUGGCCUGUAACUUCCUGGGAGACCAGUGGUUUGUGGAGGAUCUCGGCAUAAAGGCGACCACAAAGUACCAGCACUGGAUUCAUGAGGACCAGAUUGCAGGAUUCUACCAACAGUUUGGAAACAUAACCUUCCUCACAGUCAAGGGUGCCGGCCACAUGGUUCCUCAGUGGGCUCCAGGUCCAGCUCUUCACAUGUUCCAGUCCUUCCUAACCAAUGGAUCCUACUGAGACUGUAUAUGUUCACCUGUAGUCUGCUUCAGAUAAACUGAACCCUGAGAUGGGCAGUGUGUUUUUCUGUUGUUCCAGAAUAACUGAUCUGCGUUAGUUCCAUCAAUAUAUAUUUACUCUGUUUAGUGUGAGCCUGGUGAAUGGGGAUUAAAAAACCAUCAUCAGUGGAGCUCUGACAUUGUGAUUUCAAUGAGGUUAAUUGGGGGGGGGGGAAUAAAAGAGCAGAGCUGAGCUGCAAAGGCUAAUGUGUGGCAAUGUACAUUUUGUCUUUAAACACACAGCAGCCUGUGUUGUAGAAAAGAGUCGGUUAACACGGUUAUAUUGUAUUUGGCCUAGUCCACGUAAUUCAACUGCAUUAUUUAGCAGAUUGUAAUUUCCUUAAUGGUUUAUAAACUGUAGGAUUAAAUGUUUGAAACUAUUUAUUCAAAUGUAAUAUGGCAGCACAAGAUUAAAAUGUAGAUCAGUUAUAUAGAUCUGACUGUAACCUCAGUCUGACAGACCCAUGGUUUCAGUGAUUUACAUUCAAACUGACUGUGAAUCUUCAGAUGUUUAUUUUGCAUUUAAAUAUCUUGCACAACUGGGUAACAAACAUUGUCCAGAAGGGAUUCAAAUCUUUCCCCAAAAAUAAACCUCUGCAAAUUAAUGAGCUCUGAUAUCAGCUGUUUACUGAGGGGAUGGAGCACAUUAUCAAACUGCUCUUCUAAGCCCAGCAGGGGGCAACAGAGAGAAACUGUUGAAUAAAGGUCCAGAGAAAGUUGCUGCUGUAACUGACUCGGGGGUUUAAAUGAUUAGUUUCUGAAACAAGUCUCAUCUCGGGGUUCAAGAAUAUUUCAACUAAACCUGUUUUGCACUAUCACUUUUUACAUGGUUGAUCUCAGGAAAGAUGAUUAACAGGGAAAAUUAUUUUUGGGACGUUUAUCACUUUAAUUUUUCAUGCAGUUUAAGCUUUUGUAUGCCUUACCAUUUGUGCGGUUGAUUCUUCUGUGCAUCACUUUGGAUUUUGAGAUGAUUCAAUUGGGAAAAUUGAGCUUUGGGGAUAUUCACAUCUUCAGGAUGGCUACAGUAUUGAUAUUUUCAACAAAUGUAGCUGAAGUGAUUUAAAGGAGAUAAAUGGAAUGGAACCAGUCUGGGUAAACGCUGUAACUUUUUAUUUGUCUUUUUAUUAAAUGUUAUUUUUGAACACA